Cornus florida is the source of this 3826-nucleotide messenger RNA. RefSeq lists its product as uncharacterized. The record is from RefSeq and is a predicted model, not a curated record. The coding region runs from base 1976 to 3244 and encodes 422 amino acids. The transcript is spliced from 9 exons. NCBI's taxonomy places the organism in Eukaryota, Viridiplantae, Streptophyta, Magnoliopsida, Cornales, Cornaceae.
CGGCGUCGUUUAUAACAUCUGACCACUCUCUCGCACACCACUCUCCCUCUCUCGCUACGCGUGUCUUCCUUCCAUUUCGAUCGGUGACCGACGUCCGGAGACGGCACCACCCACCAUUCGUCUAUCUUAUCUCGCCGAUGCUCUCAACGAAUUUCAGAGAGGGUUAUUGCUUAUGAGCCUCUGUUUAACAAUCCCAUUUUAUCUUACAGAUUUCCAAGACCUGCUUGCUUGACCAGAGGUUCUAUACCACUGACAACCAGUCAUUGGCGAUACCACCGGCAACCAUCAGAUCAGCGUUCACGGCAACACCACUGGAAACCACCAGAUUGGUGAUGACUCCGAUUUGGAUUUUCAUCAUAUGAAAGAUGGAGUUUGUAUAUGAAGAUGUCGAAUCCUUAUUGUUACAAAUAAAGAAUCAAGAGAAGCAGCUUAAUAUUAAAAGAAGGUGGUUGAUGGGAUUGCCUAUAUCCAAUUCUGAGCAAAAGGAAUUUAAAGGGUCCAAGUUCCUGAAAGAUAGGACUGUGCCAGAAUCAUUGCUUAGGGAAGAUGAUGUAAGAAUUUGUGUCCUAAAAUAAUCGCGUUAUGAAAAUUACAGCAGUUAACUUGAAACAAGACGUAAGAUGUAUUUAUGUGGACCUCAUGAUGAUAUUGUUUAAUGCAUGACAUAAAAAAAUAUACUAUAUUAAUAAGGGUAAAUUGCAUAAAACCCCUUGAACUAUCUUCUCUCUCUCUCACAAAAAUUUCCCUUGAACUACUAUUUAGACAAUUAACCCCCUAAACUAUCCCCUUUUAUACAGAAUACCCCAUUCCGUUGAUGCAAUAACAGAAAAUUCACCCUCUGCAAGUCACGUGAUCAACCCAAUUUUUUAUAAAAACAUUAUUGCUUUUAUGACCGUUAGGUCAUACCCAUAUUUAUUGGGUUAACCCGUUUUAACCCCCAAUCCCUCCCACCUUCAUUUCAACAACCAAACCCUAACUACUGAGUGCAAUCCAUUUGCGAACCCGAACUACUUUAUCUCUCUUUCAUCCAUCUAUAUGUUUCAUCCAUGAAAUCAGUGUCUUUUGGCAACAAGCUACCCGCUAACUCCAUCUACGUUAUGACUUUGAGCAUGUAAAUUUUACACAAUUUUCCACUAAUUCAGUAACACCAUUUGGGUGUUCGUUACAUGCUCUUGUUGCUGUAAUGGCUUAAUCAAUGAUGAUUUGAGAAUCAAGGAAUAACAAUCUCCUGUUUUACUGCUAUUUCAUGUGUUUCAACUUCUCCCUAUUAUAAAUUUGUAGGGAAAAACGAAAGCUAAAAAAAAAAAAAAAAAAAGAAGAAAAAAAAAAGCGAAAAGGGUUGUCACAGGAAGAGAAAAUUGAGGGUUCCUUGAUGUGGUUCCAGAUCAAAAGAUUUGCUUCAACAAUCAACUUUUACAGUUGCUUCGGCCAUUGUGGGAAAUGGUGCCUUUGCUUUAUGGCUGGUGCCUGGUGGACUCGCUUGGACUCUUUCUAGUUCUGUUCACCGGACAAUAAUUACGGGUCCAUCUGGAUUUCCAUUGACUGGCUUACUGUAUAUUAUGAGACCAUCAAAACUUUUGUUGAAAAAGGAUUUGAAGCCUCUGCUGUUAAAAGAGAUCACCAUGUGGUUCAAGAAAGAAUGCAACUUUUUGAUUUAUCCCUGCUUGAUCAUAUGACCAAUAAGGGGCUUUACGUUUUUGCCAAGAUGCUGACAGGUGGCUCAACUAAUUUUGAGAAAACCCGGUUGAAAAUGAAAAAGAUCAUUAGAGAAUGUCUUCCAAAAAUAGUUGGAAACCGAAAGAAUAACCACCAAGUGACCAUAUCUAAACAGAUAUCUGAACUUCUCAAAGACCCACACAAUUUCCGUGGGACUUCCAUGACGCUUUUGACACCUGCAUCCCAAUCCUAGCAGGCUGCUGCUGCUGCUAAGGUACUGGAUGGACUUGAGGACUUCCCAUUCCAGACCUUGACCGCAAUGCACAGGAAGCUUAGAUGUAUCCAAGGAUACAUGCCCCAGUUACAUCCUCCAAAAUCAGGAUGGGGACGAAGCAGUUUAAUUAAAGCAGUUAGGAAAAGUUCCAUGAAGAUGCUAUCAGAACUUGGUGAAGAGGAUGAGCUGCAGGAACCAUUAGCCAAAGCAAUGGCUGUUGCAGGCUUAUCGCUGAAGCUAGUUCUAGGCUGUAACUCUGUAAUAGAGUUUCAACAAUUUUCACCAGAAAUAGAAGCCUUGCAGAAGGAGAUAGCAAAGGCUAUUUGGAUUCUCAAAGAGAAGGUGAGAUUUCCGGAGCUGAAGAAUUUGCAGCUUCUGUUGGAUCCAAAUGCUGAAUUAUCACGAAGGAGUUUACGUGCAGCAGUGAGGAAACUCCUAACUGAAUAUCUUUUGGAGUGCAGUGAUAUGGACCAUAUCCCAGAGUGUUUAUUAGAAACUAUUGCUGUUAUCAAUAGAAGCUCUCGAAGUGCUCCUCGUAGAUUUUUCUCGAAGAAGGAUAUAGAAGAAGAAGUAGAAUGUGUAUUGAGUGUGAGUGCUCAGACAAGGCAGAUUCUGUGGGACUUGCUUCCUGAACAUGAGUUUGACCAAGAUUAUAUAGAUGCAUAUAUGGAGGAUUUAGAAGAAAGUGAUAAUAGUUAUGAUGAUAAUGACGACCAGGAACAAGCAGAUAUCCUGCAAAAUAUGAGGCUUUUUUAUCCCAAUGACGAAAUAGAGAGCACUGGGGAGACUGACCCCCUAAAUUCCAACUUACAUGCCUUCUUAACUAAAGGAAAUGGCUCUCCGCCAGUUCUUACACCCAGUGGAAGGUUGAACAAUGAUUCUAUGGAUUCUCCUUCUUUUGCUUCUUCCACUUCAGGUUGGGAAUCAAAGGUUUUUGACAGCCCACAGAAUAUGGAUGGAAGCCGGUACCACUUGGGAAGUACGAGGAGUUUGGGACUUACUGAACAUUCAGUCGAUCCGGCAAAACAGUCAAAAUCCGUUUCUUCUAACUUUGCAUGUGGGGAUAAGCACAAGAUGGGUAGAAACCAAUACCUUUCCAUCCAAGAAGCCUGUGAUGAGACAAGUAUAGUCGCCUAUCAUCUCAUUGGUCAUAUACUGAAUGAGUUAGCGCAGAUAGAAGGUUUGGAUUUAGACUGGGACGACAUAUCGUAUCUCAGAGGCAAUGAUUCAAUUCCAAAAGAUUCUAGCCACAAAAAAAGGGCAGAUUUCCUCAGAGGAAGAUAUGUGUGGCUCAGUCAUCAUUCAAGUGUUUGAAGAGCUAAUCCCUCUAUUUCCUAAAAGUGGAAAAGAGUGUGUGAAGAAGUUGAUGGAUUCAAAGUAACUUAUCCAUUAGCCUGUUUUGAGGGUUUUGUUGGCAACAGCCAAGUGACAUGGAAGAAUACUUUCGACAGCUUUUGUGUCGUUUUCUUUCUAAAGGUAUACUCCCUUUUCCCUCUGGGUUUUACUGGGAUAUGUGAGAUGUCGAGCAAAGAGUAGCUGCACAAUCACAGGAUAGAACAUUUUCUGUCUUGUGGUAGAUAAUUUACUGAAGGUGAUCCAUUAUGGGGUGCGCGGCAUAUAUAUUUAAUGGUUUCCACCUUGUGGCCGAUAGAAAUAUAGCAAUGGUAAAGAAUUCAAAUUAAAGAAUCUGGUGGAGGUUCUGUCCAGCCAGCAGCAUACGUUUUCUUCAGCAAAAGAGUAGAAGAGGAAGCAAGUUUGUGAAUUUUAUUUUAUUUUUUUAAUUUUUUUUUGAUGUAUAUAUUUUGAGAAAUGAAAAUAUGCGGUGGGCAUUAUAGUUGGGCAGUCCCAUUUUUGUAAAUCGAAAUUGCAGUUGGCACAUCUAAAGAUGUUUGGAAA